AUGGAUAUCAACGUAUGUGUGAAGAGAUACUACAGGGCUGAUCUCCUCAGCUGUUUAACAACAUCGCUAAUUUUAUUCUUUGCGGUUAUUUUUGGGGAUUACUCAAGGGGAGUGGAUCGACUAACAAAGCAAAUUACAUACCUCUUACUGGUUCUGGUUCCAGCAAAGGUAUUCAUUCACACAUUUGUGAUACCAAACUACACGUUUUCUACACACAAAAAUGGAAACAACAUUUUGAGGCGUGGCAGGAGCGAGAAGUUCAGGCUCAUGAGAAACUCUUGCAUCUACCUUUUCUUCCUUGCGCUGAUUCUGACUACAAACAACAACCCUCUUCAUAUAUUGAAUUAUGUGUUUGUAACAAUCGUAUUCACAACUGUAACCUUUGGAACAGUUGUGCAUUUCAUUUACCUGGAAAAGGGUGAUUUUACCGACUCUAAGAAUGCAGAAGAAAAGGAUAAAGCCACAAAAAAAUUCUACAGUUCGUUUGUUAUUUAUGUACUAUUGCUUGCUCUUGGUGUUUCCUUUGGCAAUUUUUUGGUUCUUUUGGACUGGUAUCAAGUUUAUGCCCAGUUUCCAAUCACUUCGUACAUUGGACUUUCAGUGGGUCACAUACUCGCGUCGGUUGCAUCAAACCUUUUAUACUUGUAA
Theileria equi strain WA is the source of this 648-nucleotide messenger RNA. RefSeq lists its product as hypothetical. The record is from RefSeq and is a predicted model, not a curated record. NCBI's taxonomy places the organism in Eukaryota, Apicomplexa, Aconoidasida, Piroplasmida, Theileriidae. The coding region runs from base 1 to 648 and encodes 215 amino acids. Gene Ontology annotation, biological process: GPI anchor biosynthetic process. Gene Ontology annotation, cellular component: endoplasmic reticulum membrane. The transcript has a single exon.